AUGAAGCUUUCUACAGGUCGCGGACUGGUCGAGGAGCGCGACGAACUAGACGUAGCAUCCUACCGAGGCAACGGCUAUAUCGAAGACCUUGCGGACCACAUGCAUUGGAGCGGUCAGCUUUCUCCGGACAGAACGGUCCCCAAUGGGCGCAGGCGAAACCUGAUCCGCUAUACAGCCGGCACCGGCUUCCGAGUCGAUGUGACAGCGGAGCUACGGUAUGAGCAGCUCAUAUGCUCGAAGGUCGAUAGCCCAAUCGCGUGGAGAAACCUACCUGAUAGGUGGCCUGCCCCCGCAAGGGAGUUGCCGAUUAACGAAGAAGCAAUCUAUCUUCAUCAGGUCUGCUCAGCUGCUGCCAUAUCACACGUCCUCUGUGUCCCGUACCACAGUUCUAUGGUGCUGCUGUCAAGCAGUCAGGAAUCUCGCAGUCGUGGUAGUGUCUUCGACAUCCGAGGACGCAUUGCAUCGGACGAGGGAGACGAGACAAGGCAUGUGCUUCUUGAGAUAUAUGGUCCGAACGGUUUGCCAGGCAUAUCUCUGGAGACCUCAGAAGAUGGUCGCAAGAAGUUUCUUGUCACUGACCUACGAUCUGCGGUACUUCUCUUUGGUCUGCCAACACGGACCCAUCUUCGCCAUCUUCGGAUGGAUGUCCUGGACGUGCUGCACGAUCCUACAUCGUUCCCCAUCGGACCAGUCAGAUUUGACCGGUUCAAGUAUCCGGCUGAGCUUCAUCAGCCAUACACCAUCGAGCGAACCAUGUGGUUGCCACCAGGCUCUCGCGUUCGGACACACCUGGAUGUUGCAUUCGAUGGAUCGCAAGUACGGCUGACCGACCCACUGAACUCCGAAAACAUGACUUAUAUAGAAAUUCAAGACACCCGCGGAAACCCGAGCGAUAUUGAGAACUAG
Messenger RNA from Cyphellophora attinorum, 906 nucleotides. RefSeq lists its product as uncharacterized. The record is from RefSeq and is a predicted model, not a curated record. The transcript has a single exon. NCBI's taxonomy places the organism in Eukaryota, Fungi, Ascomycota, Eurotiomycetes, Chaetothyriales, Cyphellophoraceae. The coding region runs from base 1 to 906 and encodes 301 amino acids.